AUUUCUCGGCACUCAUAUCUGUUCUAGUUAGCUAGCUUAGUUUCUUUUCAGCCAAUAUUCAAAUGGAUACGCAAGAAGUUCCCUUGCUGAGCAUCACGGCCGAGCCGGAGCUUGAUUAUGCUCCGGUGAAGACCUUCAGUGAGGGCAUGUCUAUUUGCUGGAAGGAGGCCGUGAAGCUGUGGAAAGUUGCAGCUCCGGUGGCUUUUACGACUCUGUUUCAGUACUUGAUCCAGUCCAUCACCACCAUCUUCGUCGGUCAUCUCGGAGAUCUUCAGCUCUCUGCUAUUUCCCUUGCUCAUAACGUCAUCAACGCUAUUGCCUUCGGAUUCCUGAUGGGUAUGGCAAAUGCACUUGGAACUCUUUGUGGCCAAGCAUAUGGUGCAGGCCAGUUUGAUUCACUUGGUAUUUAUAUGCAGCGCUCCAGCAUUAUCCUAUGGAUCACUUGUAUGCUCCUUUCGUUGCUUUACAUUUUUGCUACUCCAUUCCUAAAGAUAUUAGGCCAACAAGACAUUAUAGCCGAGUUUGCCGGAAAAUAUUCUCUGUUAAUAAUCCCUCAGAUGUUCUCCUUCCCUAUCAAUUUGCCCACCCAAAAGUUUCUUCAGGCUCAGAGCAAGGUGGGGAUCAUCACAUGGAUCUCCUUUGUGGCUCUAGUCACACACACAGGACUUCUUUAUCUUUUCGUAAGCGUACUCGGCUGGGGGGUGAAUGGUGCAGCUGUAGCUUAUAAUAUCACGUAUUGGGGAGUUGCAGUCGGUCAAUUUGUAUAUGCUGCAUUUUUUUGCAAGGAGGGUUGGAAUGGAUUUUCAUGGUUAGCAUUUAAAGACAUUUGGGCUUUUGCUUGGCUAUCCCUUUCUUCAUGUAUGAUGUUUUGCCUAGAGAUGUGGUACUUUAUGAGUCUGAACCUUCUUGCCGGUCAACUUGAAAAUGCCGUGAUUGCUCUUGGUUCCUUUUCUAUAUGCUUGAACUUUCAGAGCUGGGAAAUCAUGAUUUUGGCAGGAAUAAAUGCUGCUAUAAGCAUUCGAGUCUCGAAUGAACUAGGGAUGGGGCACCCAAGAGCUGCCAAAUACUCCAUCUGCGUUGCAGUCUUACAAUCACUCAUAGUUGGGACUGUAUCCAUGACUUUUAUCUUCAUAAGUAGAGACUAUAUUGCCAGUGUUUUCACAGACAGUGAAGUCAUCCAGCAAGCUGUUGCUCGUUUAGCAUACUUUGUUGGUGUAACCAUGCUUCUUAAUAGUGUUGCACAAGUUUUAACAGGUGUUGCGAUUGGCGGUGGAUGGCAAGUGAUGGUAGCUUAUAUAAAUUUGGCUGCUUAUUAUCUAUUUGGUCUUCCUUUUGCAGUCUUUCUUGGAUUCAAAGCAAAUUUGGGUCCAAUGGGACUAUAUGGUGGCAUUAUAUGUGGGUGUGCACUUCAGAUCUUAUUCCUAUUGAUUAUGACUUCCAGAAUCAACUGGGACAAUGAGGUCGAGCAAACAACCAAACGCAUAAAGAGAUGGGGGAGCAAGGAAAUUAAAACUGAGAAGACAGGCUCAUCUCCCAACACGCUUGAUCUGCCACACUCAUAUCUGUGUUUAAAUAACAAAGGGCAAGCGGAGCAGGCCAGCAGCCGAGCAGCUGAUAUCAACUUAUCAAGGCAGCCAGUUUAAGUAGGAUAAGUGGAGUUUAAGCAAGCUGUUUAAAUGUGUUAGUUAAUAAUUAGAAUAGUAGCUAGGAAAGGGAGUCAUGUACAUUGUAUUUAGUAACAGAUAUACUUACUGCAUCAAUUGGUUUAAAAAAAAACAUGUUCUGAUACGGUAUAUGUCUAAAUUUACCUUUUGGGACCUGUUAUUGUGAGACAGUUUGUAACACUAAAUGCAGCUAGCUCAAGUCAUCACCUUGUGAAUAUACUACAAAUUUCAUUACAGAAAUUAGCUUACUGCUUGGAGCUAGCAAAAGCUUCUGAUCUGCGC
Messenger RNA from Argentina anserina (silverweed cinquefoil), 1946 nucleotides. RefSeq names its product protein DETOXIFICATION 35-like. Gene Ontology annotation, cellular component: membrane. The coding region runs from base 63 to 1643 and encodes 526 amino acids. Gene Ontology annotation, biological process: xenobiotic detoxification by transmembrane export across the plasma membrane. NCBI's taxonomy places the organism in Eukaryota, Viridiplantae, Streptophyta, Magnoliopsida, Rosales, Rosaceae. The transcript is spliced from 8 exons. Gene Ontology annotation, molecular function: antiporter activity; xenobiotic transmembrane transporter activity. The record is from RefSeq and is a predicted model, not a curated record.